AUGAAGGAUCGAGACGAUGUUGGUCCUAUGGCUGGCGGUGCAACAGUUGCUGCGACGCCCUCGCAAGCUCAAGGUGCACUGACUUACCUUUUUACGUUGUAUGAUAUCGUGUUGUAUCAAUUGAUCGGAGAGAAGCUUAAUGAACUAUACAGUGGAGAUUCCUACACCCAGACCGAGUUCGCUGUCAAUGGCACACAGCCAUCUACGAUGAACCCGAUGGGAAACCCGACACUAGGGACCGGUACAACGAGUGGUGGUACCAAUUGGGUCGGAUACCUAACUACUCUAUACAAUACUUCGCCGGUAUUGAGCUACAACUUCGCCGUUGGGGGAGCAACAAUCCACAACUCUAUUGUCGAUACUAAGGUUAAGGAUGUGACAUCGCAAGUCCGGGACUUCGAGUUGGCAUAUGGCGAGAAGCCUAUAUAUGCGCCGUGGUCUUCAGAUAAUGCGGUGUUUGGAUUCUGGAUUGGGAUCAAUGACAUCGGCUGGGGCCAUCAAAACACCCAACCUAGUAUACUUGUGCCGACAUUAAUGGCACAGUACAAACGUCUCAUUGAAAAGAUAUAUGCAUCUGGCGGACGGAAGUUCCUUUUCCUGAAUGUCCCGCCUACAGAUCGGAGUCCUAUGAUCAUCAAAGAGGGGCCGGAAGCCGUUAAAACGUAUGCUACGUGGGUGAAGGCUUACAAUAACGGCCUUCAAUCAAUGAUCAAUGAAUUCAAGUCGAGUCAUACUGGCACUACUAUCGUUCUUUACGAUACUUGGUCCUUUAUGCCGAAGAUCCUAGACGAUCCUCAGGCAUAUGGAUUUCCGAAUGCCACUUGUUUGAAUGAAAAUGGCACGUCCUGUAUUUGGUGGAAUCAUUACCACCCUGGACAGAACUACCAUAAACUCCAGGCAGCGGAUAUGAUCCAUUACUUGAAGCCUCUCGGUGCUUGGUAG
Penicillium mononematosum is the source of this 942-nucleotide messenger RNA. RefSeq names its product SGNH/GDSL hydrolase family protein. The transcript is spliced from 4 exons. The record is from RefSeq and is a predicted model, not a curated record. Gene Ontology annotation, molecular function: hydrolase activity, acting on ester bonds. NCBI's taxonomy places the organism in Eukaryota, Fungi, Ascomycota, Eurotiomycetes, Eurotiales, Aspergillaceae. The coding region runs from base 1 to 942 and encodes 313 amino acids.